This is a messenger RNA of Oncorhynchus keta (chum salmon), 2843 nucleotides long. Its product is annotated as cytosolic arginine sensor for mTORC1 subunit 1-like. The transcript is spliced from 9 exons. Lineage: Eukaryota; Metazoa; Chordata; Actinopteri; Salmoniformes; Salmonidae. Gene Ontology annotation, cellular component: cytosol. The record is from RefSeq and is a predicted model, not a curated record. Gene Ontology annotation, molecular function: arginine binding. Gene Ontology annotation, biological process: negative regulation of TORC1 signaling; cellular response to L-arginine. Bases 215 to 1210 code for a protein of 331 amino acids.
UAGUGGAGUCAGAUUGCGUCUGAUGUUUUUCUCUUUAUCUGUGACUGACUAAUGCAAGACAUACAGUUAAAUAACUAAGCAGCAAGCGUCUAGUCCUCAGGAAUGAAAAUAACACACUCAAAACGUUAAUUUAGGAACCUUUUAUUGGAUCGUUCCUGUAAAUAGUCAAGCAUUCAUUCAAACCAACUACUAGGGGAUUGCGCUAUUCAGAACCAUGGAUUUGCACAUUCUGGAUCACAGACUGCGAGUGACCAGUAUUUGCAAAAAUGGUCUGGUCAAUUUCACUCACCCCCUCAUCAAACUAAUUUUCCUGCGGAACAGAGCAAGAUGCAAGUUCUUCAGUCUGACAGAGACCCCAGAGAACUACACUGUUGUCCUGGAUGAAGAGGGAUUUAAAGAGUUGCAGCCCUCAGAGCAUCUACUGGUCGAAAGUUCCGUGUGGCUGCCACUCAACGUGGUCUCCAACGGCAACUCCUCCAGCAGCUCGCAGGCGGUGGGCGUGACCAAAAUCGCUAAGUCUGUCAUUGCCCCAUUGGCCCAGCAGCACGUGUCAGUCUUCAUGCUCUCGACCUAUCAGACGGACUUCAUCCUGGUGAGGGAGAAGGACCUGGCUGUUGUUAUUAACACACUGGAGGAGGAGUUCAACAUCUACAGAGAGGUGGGGGGAGAGUACUCUGCUGUUCUCAGCCAAGAUGUCCACAAUGGCUUCCAGAAGAACGGCAAAGAAGCCCCCCAGCUGACAGUGCACCCUUUGCUGAUACCUCAGAACCAGUUCUGUGUGAUGAGUCUGGACCCAGACACUCUGCCUGCCAUCGCAACAACACUCAUCGACGUUCUCUUCUACUCCAACAGUCCUAAAGAGGGCGCUCUUCCCAGCCAGGACCUGGACUGUAUCAAGUUCUUUUCCUUCUCUCUGAUCGAUGGCUACGUCUCUCUGGUCAUGGACACAGAGGCACAAAGACAGUUCCCUGCUGAUCUUCUCUUCACAAGUUCCUCCAGGGAGCUGUGGAGAAUGGUGCGCAUUGGGGGACAGCCUCUGGGUUUCGACGAGUGUGGCAUUGUUGCCCAGAUAUCCCAGCCCUUAGCCGACAACGACAUCUCAGCCUAUUAUAUCAGCACCUUCAGCUUCGAUCAUGCCCUGGUACCUGAAGAGGACAUAGUGAGUGUGACUGAGAUGCUCCGGCAGCACAGGAAAGAGCCAGCCUGCUGAUGGCAACCUGGCGGCUUGGUCCAUACUACACCCCUCUCCGUGUCCUGGGGCAGUACAGGUCUGAAGAGAGAUGCGAACUCCGUGCCUAGACUAGCACUGCAGCGUGAGCAGUAUUAACCAUAAACUUUGUUGCCAUGACCACCAAAAGCGCUUCAAGGAAGGGGUGUCUGAAGAGAGCCUCUUGUCUUCCCAGAAUUCCCUGGGAGACGCAUUGUUUGGAGGCUGCCAGGACCCCUGACCAAUGGGACAAGGGGAUUGGUGAACUGAAGUACUGUUGUGAUGAUGGUAACACUGUACUUAAGGCCUGCAGGUAUAAUGCAUUAUGGUGCGGUUGUUUUCAUUAGAAGACUUGUUGUAGGCAUAUAUAACCCCCUCAUGUCUUGUUAUCGUCUCAUAAAGAUCCUGACUAAAUAACAGCCAUCGAGUCAUAGCCCAUGCCUUGUAAUAACGCAUUAUAAAGGCUUGUACAUGUUUAUAACAUGUAAUAAUGCAUAAUACCCGCAGUUUAUAAAAUGUAACCGUGAUGGAUUUUCUUAUGCUACUUACCUGCUUGCCGCAGGGCACAAACAUGUUACUAUAAACAACACGGCUGUCUUCCAGUGGUGUUCAUAUCGUAAUGCUGUGUCAGAACGCCACCCUUUGUGUCAAAGGUCAAGUUAUUUCAUGGUUGAGUGAAUUAUGUGAAGCACAACUUAUGCAUUGGUAAAACAUCAUUCUCCACUGGUGCUUUUCUUUUCCUUUUUUUCACCAUAUCUACACAAAUUGUACUUGUCGUAAGGCACAUAAAUGGGCUAAUCGCACCCCAAUAACUGAAGACUCUCAGUGAUGUCAGCACAAGUCUUAUUUUGGACAAUCACAUUAGAGAAAAAAAGACACCCCCCAAAAAAAGUUUGAGGUGUAUUGGUGGAAAUUAGUGUUAAUUGUUAAACAUAUCAGAAUGAUAUUUUCUUGAAAAACGUACGCAGGCAAUACGAGGGGGAAAAAAUAACAUGCCAUGAUUUAUCCAGGUUAAAGAGUAGCUUUAUUCCGUGAUGCAGUUUCAACAUCAAUAUUUUUUUAAGGGUCAACAUUUCUGUACUUUAUUGUCUUAUUCUUCAAUUUUCUUUUUCAAUUUGCACAAUGAAGACAUUUAUUAUUAAAUAAUGUAUUGGUUCUGGACUUCAUAAUGGAUACCUUGUCACCUCAUUUUUUCCCCCAGUUAACAUUUGAUUGUUAAUUUACGUUUGUAUGGAUGAAUUUACACUAAAAUAGCUUAGAUAUGGGUUUGAGGCAUUACACAUGCUAAGUUAUGCAAUGUCUUCAUGACAACUGUUGUGUUUCUUCAGACUUGUUGAGUGGACUUGUAAUCUAUAUUAGAUGAGUGGGUGUGCAUUUAAAUGGGAGGAGAAAGUUCCACACUAAAAGAUGACAUUUUUAUAGAAAUUCUAAGAAAAUGUGACAUUUCCUUUAUUGGUUGUGGUUGAGACACUCGUAUAUUAGAGUUGAUCAAGUUAUCAUAAGUGUCUCGUUCGCACACCAGCACAGAAGAACUCUAACAGACUUACAAUAUGUUUGGUAAAUAUUUUUACUGUACUCUUACAACAACAGUUAACCAUUUGUGACAUACUUGGAUUGUUAAAAGAAUAACCUACUA